CACUCACUGAUCUGCGCGCACACGGGCACGGGCGCACACACGCUCAUACGGGCACACACGGGCGCGCACAGACUGAUUCACGUGUAGACCGUAGACGCAGACGGUUGAGGCGCGUUGUCUUGAUAUCUGGAGACUUGGUUACGUGCUGGGCACUGCACAGCACACUUGCGUGUGGGCAGGUCAGCCCUCUUCUCAGUUUGAUCAUAACAACCGUUCCUUCAAGCGCCCAGUCGAGACCGGUCGUGGUCUUGGGACGGCAAUUCCUGUUUUCAACCCUUGUUGAGCUGGGACACGACCUGCAUCUGCUGGGGAGGCCAGGGCCCUCUCAGAGCCAGUCUGCUUGGUACAACAAGUCUGCCCCCUUGACGCCUCUCGUGAUCGCGCCAAAUCCAACCGGCACCAUGACCAAGGUCACCGAUGAGAUUGACAAAGCAACUAGCGAAAGCAACACCAACCCGGACUGGCAGAUUAUUAUGAACACCUGUGAUACCCUACAAGCAGCCUCGGAGAAAGACUGCAAAGAUGCCAUUCGGCACUUGAUCAAGCGCCUGUUGCACAGCAAGCCCCGUGUCGUUCAACAAGCCGUGGAGCUGAGUGACGCCAUCUUCAAGAACACAAGUCGCACUUGCCGCCUCGAAAUGUGCUCCAGCGGUUUCAUGGAUGCAGUGAAGAAAGUUGUCUUGGCCAAGGGCACUGCCAUCCCUGAACCUGUCAAGAAAGACAUGAUCAAGGCUCUUUUUUCCUGGGAAAAGGACUUUGGUUCCCAACCAGAGUUCAAGCUCAUCACCACCACCUUGGCCGCUCUGCGCAGCAGCGGCGUCUACGUUGAGAGCGCUCGGCAGGAGGCAUUGGGUCAGCAGGCCCCCUCGGCCGAGUCACGCGCCCGUGCCGAAGCCGCGGCAAAAGAGGAGGAGGAUUUGCGCCGUGCCAUAGCCGAAUCAAAGAAAAUGCAAGAGUCGACCCGUCCGGCCCCGUCAAACUCUACCAGUUCCAUCUAUCCUUCCAUGGACGAUUUUGCCACACAGCGUGCUCCUGAGAAGGGCAAGGCAGCCAAGGUCUUGUAUGACUUUGAAGCCAAUGAUGACAAUGAGCUCUCGCUCACGGCAGGUGAUGUCCUUGAUGUUCUGGACGAUAGCGAACCGGCCAAAUUCAAUGGCCGCUCGGCGAGCACCAGCACGGUUGCAUCCACCCUCGCGGAAACGCCUCUACCACCUCCACCCGCGGAAGAAAUCGACCAAGAGCUGUUUGUGCGCCUCGAACAGAUGCUGCUGAGUGCCCAACCCGGAGAUCAAGCCAUAUUGCCGCAGCUUGAUGAGCUGCAGCGCCAGUGCGAUGAUCAACUGCCCCUGUUGGAGACGCGAGUGCAGCAGUACGACAACCGUUUGGAGCGAAUGAACAAGCUUAUGGAGCACUACAACCUUUUGAUGACGCUCUACGAGCGUCUGUCAACACAAGCACCAGCACGAGCUACUGUGUCUCACCGGGCGCGCAUGCAUCCGUCGCAGCCCCCACCCCAAUCCCAGUAUCCACCCCAAUCCCAGUAUCCUCAACAAUCCCAGUAUCCCCAGCAGUCCCAGUAUCCUCAGCAACCCCCGUAUCCACAGCACCCCCAGCAUCCGCCUGCGGGCGGCGCCUACACAGCCCCCGACGCCGUUGGUGGUUACCCCGGCGGACCUCCUGCUGGACAUCCAGCGGGGGCACCUCCGCCACUUGCACACCAGUAUGCUUCCCACUCGUCUCCGGGCCAAGGUCCUUAUAACCAGCCCCAGACAUUCGGCGCAACCAACUCCCAAACCGGACAAUAUGGCGGACCGGUGCCGGCAUCUCAAGCUCAAGCUCAAGCCUUCUCAGCCGUGCCUAGCCACCAACCGUACCCCGGCGCACCACAGCCAGCGUCAUCUCAAACAACCGAUUUUCGUCAUCAACAGCAGGUACCACCGCAGCACCAAGGACAACAGAUGAUGUACCAGCAGCAAGUACCUCCACAGCAACAAAGUGCCUCAGCUGGUCAUCAUUCGGCGGCAGGACCCAGCCCAAGCGCUGAAUAUCCACCAUCCAAUCACGGCUAUACGGUACCCUAUGGGGGCCCGCCUCAGGGUAAUUAUUCCCAGCAAUACAACUGA
Molecule: messenger RNA, 2123 nt
Organism: Monosiga brevicollis MX1
Lineage: Eukaryota; Choanoflagellata; Craspedida; Salpingoecidae
Exons: 8
Coding region: 402-2123 (573 amino acids)
Biological process (GO): protein transport to vacuole involved in ubiquitin-dependent protein catabolic process via the multivesicular body sorting pathway
Cellular component (GO): ESCRT-0 complex
Molecular function (GO): ubiquitin binding; phosphatidylinositol binding
Source: RefSeq, a predicted model, not a curated record